AUGACAGAACACGAUGGAAUCGCAAGAGUCGAAAUCAAUGAGACCAUAAAAAACAUAUCAAUGGAAAUUGACGGCUCCAAAACAAACAGUUUGAGUGUGGACAGAACGAGCACAUUUUCCUCAAAAUUAUUAGAAGUGGUACCGUCAAAACGGGAGUUGAAGCAAUAUUUUGCUGUUAUCUUAUGCGGCUUCACCCUUUGGUGCACUUCGUGGUUUGUUCUUCAAGAUGCAGUAUUACCAGGGACUGCCAUAUUUAAUAUGGCUGGCAUCGUUGUAGCUGGAUAUGUGUUUGGUCAUGUAUUGGAGCGGUACACCACAAUCAGUGCAAUGGCGGGAAUGACUCUAGUAGGAGCUUUGUAUCGAAGCUUCGGCCAAACAAAUAUAUUAGAGGAUCCUGUUGCAGACAAUAUUGAUUACCAUUUACGACGCAUAUAUCCAGUCCUCAUCCUAACUAAAGGGCCACUUAGUUGGAACUGGCCAUACAUAAAGAAUAAUUCUGUAAAAGUUUUUCUCUUGGCAACACUGCCCUGGAUAGUAGAGUGUUUGUCUACGGCUAUCUUUACUCACGUACUUCUCGAAUAUCCUUGGUAUUGGGGAUUGCAUCUCGGUUCAAUUUUAUCGUCAGUAUCCCCAGCUGUUGUCGUGCCGACUGUUAUGGCGUUAAAUUCCAAAGGUUUUGGCAGAAGAAAUAAGAUCGCUUUACUAGUUGCGAACGCCGGUGGUUUGGAUACCACUUUCACAGAAGGCAUGUUUGGCGUGAUCAAUAGUGCCAUAUUUUACCCGGCUCCGCCAGCGUACCGAGUAAUAAAGGCGGUUCUAGCUAUUUUUGUGGGUAUCGGAUUAGGAGUGGCCUGGGGUGUAGUUUCAGACACUUUACCGAACCAUACUGAUCCCUACGUUGCAACUCUACGCAGCCUGUUAAUUUUUUCUGGAGGAAUUUUCCUUACUUACGCCAGCGGAUACCUUGGAUGGGGUGGAACUUCCGGAGUAGCGGUCAUGGUCUGCGCGGUAACUGCCGCGACACGCUGGUCGCGACGUGACUGGCCUAUCAACAGCAACCCUGUUGCCACAGUGUACAAAGUCCUGUGGCUGAUAUUUGAACCAAUGCUUUUUACUUUGAGCGGAUAUUUUCUAGAGGUGUCACAGAUGACCCUGAAAGAACUUGGACUUAUAGUCGCGUGUUUAUUUUUGGCACUGCUGCUGAGACUACUAACAGCAUUCCUGAUAGCUAUUGCAAAUAGGCUUUCGAUUAAAGAAAGCCUUUUCGUAGCUGUGACCUGGAUUCCUAAAGCUAUAGUAGAGGCGGUGCUUGUGCGAGCGGCUACCGACUCUUUAUGGAAGGAUGGGACCUCGGAACAAGAUAAGAAAAUUGCUGCACAGCAUGCCAACAUUAUCGUGAUUGCUAUUUUGCUUAUGACGACAUUGGGUUCCGGUCUUACGACGAUUUUAGGACCAAUUUUAUUAUCACAAGAUUCUAAAAUAAGGGACAGUGAUUUUCAUAACUCUGCAAGCAUACCUCCACUUCAUUCUUACGAUUUCAAAAUAAUAAAUAUGUUUACCGAAGCAACAAUUUCUUCAAGAGCAAUAUGUUACGAGACGGAAUCUAACUCGUUUAACGCAAUUCAAGGUGCAGAAAUGAAACUUGACAAACGCAUCUACGACAAACAUCAUAAAAAGGAAGCGAAAACCGCGUGUUCCUCUAUUAUAAUAAAUCAAAGUCUAAUGGAGGAACACUACAGAUUAUUAGUCGGAAGAGCAAGUAAGAGGAAAACGUACGACAUUAUGCAGUCCACUUCAUUACCCGAAUCUUCGGAAAACGUAACAAGUGACAAAGUUAUCCCGCAAAAUAUUCUUGUAAAAGAAAAAUCAUGGUGGACAGCUAUCAAAUUAGACUUUGUACAUUAUUUAACUCUAGUUGUUAUUGGUAUUUUAACAUGGGGUUUGCUAUGGUCUGCUUUUGGUAAUAACUGGAGAUGGGAUGGUCCGUGGUUCCGAAUCGCGGCGGUAGCUGUGGUGGCUUGGGGUUCUGGUCUUCUCUUCCAAGAACUAACGACUUUACCACCCCUCCUAGCUGCGCUGCUAACCGGUAUUUUUGCCCGGCAUUUUGGGAUCCUUGAUAUGCGACACCAUAUAAAUAUCGAUGCAUUUUUAAGAAAAAUUUACCCAGUCAUUAUCCUGGGUAAGGCAUCAUUAGCAUGGGACAUCAAUUACAUGAAAAGCAAUUGGAGACAAGUGGUAGCGUUAGGCACCGUACCAUGGGCAGUGGAAGUGACCACAACAGCAAUAUGCUCCCACUAUUUUCUUGACUUCCCUUGGUUGUGGGGUUUCAUGCUGGGCUCGAUCUACGCUUCGGUGUCAUGCGCAGUUAUAAUGCCCCCUGUGCAAAGGCACACCAAAGAUGCGGACAGAACACAGAACUGGCCGCAACUAAUCUGCACCGCCGGUGGCACGGAUACGGCGCUCAGCGUGGGGGUUUACGGCCUCAUUCACAGCUUCAUGUUCACAGACGCCAUCGACCUGUAUCGUUAUAUCAAAGCCGGGCUGACUUUAUUCGCGGGAGCGGGUCUAGGCGUCAUCUGGGGCAGCCUGGCGAAGCUCUUCCCACACUCGGCCGACAGCUACGUUACCGAGUUGCGAAUUUUGUUCGUACUCGUAGGCGGUCUCUUGGCCAACUUUUUUACGUCUGCAGUAGGCUGGGGCGGUACUGGAGGAGUCGCAGUGCUGGCAUGCAAUGCAACGGCUGCAAAGUACUGGUCGGAAAAAGGUUGGAAAUUAAAUCAGAACCCGGCGUCCACAGCAUAUCGUGUGUUGUGGUCUGCAUGUGAACCAAUGUUGUUCGCGUACACCGGUACCUUCUUCGUGAUUCAUACUACGCUAUCAGACACGAUGAUUAAAGGAUUUGGAAUACUCGUUAUAACUCUGACAACGAGACUAUUAACCACCGCUCUAGUGUGUUGGAACCUUUCGAUGAAAGAAAAACUAUUCAUAUGUUGCACUUGGAUACCCAAAUCUAUCGUUGAGGCAGUUCUUAGUCCUUUAGCAAUCGAUACUUUGCUAAUGAAAAAUGCCGGUGAGGACCAUGAAAUGAGGCAAGCUGAAGAUAUAAUGAGGCUUCUUGUACAAGCUAUAUUAAUAACUACGCCAAUCGGAUUUCUUCUAACAAAACACUUGGGUCCUUUUCUUUUAUGUAAGCAAAGAAAAGGUAACAAAACCGAUUUAGAAUCACAUAAAAGUCCA
This is a messenger RNA of Iphiclides podalirius (scarce swallowtail), 3237 nucleotides long. Lineage: Eukaryota; Metazoa; Arthropoda; Insecta; Lepidoptera; Papilionidae. The record is from the annotation of a GenBank genome assembly.